This is a messenger RNA of Microdochium trichocladiopsis, 892 nucleotides long. RefSeq lists its product as uncharacterized. The record is from RefSeq and is a predicted model, not a curated record. The transcript has a single exon. Bases 37 to 222 code for a protein of 61 amino acids. NCBI's taxonomy places the organism in Eukaryota, Fungi, Ascomycota, Sordariomycetes, Xylariales, Microdochiaceae.
GGUGGACUUAGUCCGUGAUGAUAUUGACCACUGUUGAUGCACCGUCGCGAGCGCAGCCAGGGAAUUAAUCUUGGUAGGAAACCCGUCUACUUGAUUUUGGAGGUCAAUGCUUCCGGUGACUUGACAGGACGAAAUGUUCUCCGUGGCACAAUAUGCGCAAUAGUAUCCGCGGGGGUCCGUCGAGGCUGGGUCUUGUUUGACCAGGCCGAGCAAAGUAUUUGAGCCUCUGGGCAUGAUUUAUAUAUCUUUGAUGACCUCUCUGACUGCUGUUAUUCUUCGCGUUGAGAGCUUACCAACUAUCAGGCAGAGCGUAAAGGCAUUGGUCGCAAGCUCCAUGGUCUGCAAACAUGAUUACAUUCCAAGGCGACUCCUGCAGCUCAGUCGGCUGUUGGCAAUGGAAGAAUGUCUCACCUGAAUAACUUAGCGUUAAUUGUCACUGCCCUUGCUACUGCGGGCUGCUGAGCUUCCUGUGCAGCAGGCCUCGACGCGCGUGGUGCGGUCUUGGAAUGCGGUACGUAUCUUUCUAUCCCUUCCUUGGUUCGCUGCAUUCCUUGAUAACAUUAUGACUACAAGCCAAACCAUCUCACACCCACUUUGCCGACCUAGCAACGGCCACGACUAUGGCCUACUGGCCUCUAGCUCAUUUGUGCCCGCGUUCCAGACAGGCCUUUGUUUAUGUCUCUCAACCUUGACUGGGCCGUGUGGGUGACCUGUGGCCCCGCGUUAGCGCGCAGCAUUCACGGCUGCGAAGAAUGUCUCCAUUUCAACUACACGAGGGACCGAGGGCCUGAAUCACAGUUUGCUGGUGCUCAUCGGCGUGGCUACAGCCUGGGUCUAAGGCGAGAAGCCCCGGAAGGCAUGCUGAAAAUGAGGACAGCCAGUUUUGUCCCCC